AUGUCAAACUGCAAACCUGUCCAACAAAAUGCCAAAUGCAUGCGAGUGUCAUGGUGUUAUGCAUUUUAUGAUGUCAGAUAAACUAGGCUGUAGGAAUAAAGGAAUCAGAGGUAGUACAUCAGGCUUACCUAAAACAAUGUUUGGUGCUUCAACAAAUAAAAUGCCUCGUUAUCAGUUUAAUAACAAUGACACUACAGCACCCAAAAGGUCUUGCAUGGGUCCUCCUUUGGAGCUACCAAGAAAUCCUAAGAGAAGAAUAAUAUCAUCAUCAAGCUCAAACAAAGUGGAGUCUUCAUGGAGCGGACCUGGGACCCGACCUAAAGUGUUAGCGAGCGAUUCCGCUGUGGAAAACUCACAUGAGUUUAACACGCCAAAGAAUAGACCUAAUGUAUUACGGUACAUUAGCAGCAGCAGUCGAGGUGGCCACAGUGGCCGGUCUGGACGUUCCACUAGUACGAGUGCUGUUGAAGCUAGUGUAAUUUUAGCUAUCGCUGAAGGAAGAGGCAUGGCGAGAGGUGAAAUAGGUAUGGCAGCAGUAGACUUAAAACACCCAAAACUCGUCCUAUGCCAGUUUAGCGAUACGCUGCUUUACACGCACGCUCUCACAAAGAUCAAUUAUUUUAACCCUGUUGAGAUUAUAGUUCCUCAUACUUUCUGCGAAGGCACGGUUCCAAGUCAAUUAUAUCAGCUAAUAAGAGAUCAAUAUCCUCUUAUAAAUUUGACUACAGUCCAAAGGAGACAUUUCAGCGAUGCAGCUGGAAAGCAGCAAAUUCAAACAUUAUGUGCACCACAAUAUAGCGCAGUAUACUUACAAGUUCUUCCGAAGUUUUAUGCCGUCACCGCCGCAGCUGCAGUUUUGAAAUAUGUUGAAUAUAUUCAGUGCGUGGUUUUUGCAAGAGAGUCACUGAAGAUUGAGUAUCACUCUUCUGAAAAUACUAUGAUUAUAGAUGUUGGUACAGCUACGCAGUUAGAACUCGUACAGCCACUGGUUCCAUCAGCAGGUCCAAGUUGUAGUCUUUUAGGGGUUUUGGGGCCAACUUACACAAUUGGUGGCCUAAGGACUCUAAGGGCUGCUAUUCUUCAACCUUCAUGUAACAAAGACGAAAUUGAAAAUAGAUUGGAUGCCGUACAAGAUAUUAUAGAAAAUGACUUGGGAUUGAUGGCAGAUUUGCAGGAUGUGAUAAAGAAAUUAUCAGAUGUUGACAAAAUUCUCUUUCUUUGCGUGGAAACACCGAAUCAGAACAAUGAUAAGUUCGGUGAGGCCCAAUUAAACCAAACAAUACUACUUAAAACGACAAUUGAUAUUGUGCCGAAAUUGGUAGAAGCUCUUACUAAUGCUACAAGUGGGAGAUUAAGAAAAAUCAAAAUGGAAUUUGAGAAUCCUCAGUAUAAAGAAAUCGCCGACCGAAUACAUACUAUCAUUCAAGAAGAUGCACAUGUAGAAAAGGGUGCAAUGGGAUAUAUGCAAAGGUGUUUCGCCGUGAAACCAGAAAUAAAUGGCUUACUCGAUGUAGCACGCAGAACCUAUUCAGAACUAAUAGAUGACAUACAAAAGAUGGUUGAGAAUUUAAGCGAAAGCUACGAUUUACCACUGAGAUUGAAUCAAAAUGUAAUGAAAGGCUUUCAUAUUGUAUUGCCGAUUGGACCUAAAAACAGAAGAAAUUUCUGUGAAGAAGAUUUGCCACCAAUAUUUAUACAGGUUUAUAAUAGUGGAACAAGUGUAUCAAUGACUACCGAAGAUCUUGUAGUUUUGGAUCAACAAGCUAAAGAGGCUCUCAAUGAAAUACAAAGAAUGAGUAAAAUAGUAAUUUCCAGCUUAUUACAGGAAUUAAGACCUUUCAUGGCAAGUUUAUACAAACUUUGUGAAAACGUUUCCGAACUGGACAUAUUGUUAGCAUUAGCUCAAGCUAGCACAGUAGGGUCGUACGUGAGGCCACAUUUCGACAACUACAUGGUUGUAAGAAACAGUGUUCAUCCACUGCUGGAUUACAACAGUCAAGUGCUACCAGUGCCAAAUGAUAUCUUUGCAAGCCCAGAACACAAUUUUACUAUAAUCACAGGGCCGAAUAUGGGAGGCAAAAGCAUUUUUAUAAAACAAAUUGCUAUUAUACAAGUAAUGGCGCAGUUGGGAUGUUUCUUGCCGACCACCAACGCCAUCAUUCGAAUAAGCGAUCGGAUAUUCUCUAGGAUCGGUUUCAAUGACAGUGUUGAGCUCAAUGCUUCAACUUAUGUACUAGAAAUGAAAGAAGUUCAACAUAUUUUGAAAGGAUUAACAAGGCAAAGUUUAGUUAUAAUAGAUGAACUUUGCAGGGGAACAUCAAGUGAAGAAGGAACGAGUAUGGCUUGGGCCAUUUGUGAAGAAUUACUUAAGAGCGACGCGUUCACUUUUUUUACAACUCAUUUCAUGUAUUUGACUAGAUUGCAGGAUUUAUAUUUCAACGUGGUAAAUUACCAUACUGCAAUAAAAGAAGAAGAAAUAACAAACGGCGAAGUCGUACAGAAACGUUUAAUUUACGAACACAGAAUAGUUCCUGGAAUUACUAAAGUUGAACAUUAUGGACUAUCUUUAGCAUCCAAAACUAACUUAGCGGAAGAAACAGUUAACUUAGCAGAGGAAUUGGCAGAAAUAAUUAUCAAAACUAGAAAAUCUCAAGAUUUUAAUUUUUCACGUGAAAGUGACGAUUACCUGCUUUAUGAAUUAAAUGCAAAAUUUCAAGGAGAACGUCGAAUUCAUAACAAUGAACUUAACUCUGCAAAGAUUUUACAAGACUUUAAAAAUGAUAAUCCAAGUGUUAUUGCAAGACUCAAAAAUCAAGAAAAUAAGCCUAAAGAUGUUAACACUUCGAAUAUAAUUUCUAAUAGUAGUAGAGAAAAUUAUGGUUUUAACGUAAGAUUAAGAAUGGAAGAACUUCAAACUGCAGCAAACUCUCUGAAUCAAUUUUCAUUAAACAAUAAUGAGAAAUAUUUAACGGACUGCAAUAGUGUCGAUACUGAAGAUGUAAAUAUCAGUUUUGCGCAACAUCACUUGAAUACAGUAAAAUGCUCGAAUGAAUUGCUUACUUGUAUGCUUUAUAAAAAUAAAAUAGUAAAUAACGUCGAAGAUACGGAAUUAAACGAUUCAAGGGAUAAAGAAAACGAUGCUUUUGAUUUUAAUAGUGUACUGCCCGUAAUUGAAAUUAAUACAACAGCUGCUGAAAAUCUUACCGAAACCAAUGUUCCUAAAAAUUCUAAUACAUGCGAAGUAUCAAAAAUUAUUUCGGUUAUUGAAAAUGUAUCAAAUAAUGAAACUAAUGCAGAUACUGAGACCAUAAGUAGCGAUUCAGACAUAGCAGAAGCUCUUACUCAAAUUAUAGAGGAUUUCUCUACUGAAUUAAUCGAAACUGAUGACGAAGGUUUAAUAAGAGAGACGGUUGAUGAAAUUGAUAAAGACAUUGAAAAUGGAAGAGGAAAUAUUGAGAAUAUUAUCUUAACUCCACCCUUACAGUUUCAAGAUUAG
Messenger RNA from Chilo suppressalis (striped riceborer), 3496 nucleotides. Lineage: Eukaryota; Metazoa; Arthropoda; Insecta; Lepidoptera; Crambidae. The record is from the annotation of a GenBank genome assembly.